AUUAAUGCAGGCUCCAAUCGCCAUGCUUGACCUAUUUUGGGCUCAAGCCGGCCAUUGUUCUAUUUCUGUUGCCUGCGGGGCACCGUGUUGUUGAUUCACAUGCAAAUGAAUUAUCACUGGCUUUAGCCAACUUUAGCUGAGACUCAAAGGGGAGGAGAGAGAACCAGGGAGGAGGCACCAGCAGAGAAACCACUUGUCGAGGCUGAAGAUGGGGUGUCCGGACGGGAGCAUCUCCUGGCUCCAAAGAGGAUGCACAGUAUGAUCAGCCCAGUGGAUGUAAAGUCAGAGGUGCCUGUGGGAUUGGAGCCUAUCACGCCAUUAGACUUACGGACAGACCUUAGAAUGAUGAUGCCCAUGGUGGACCCGGUCAUAAGAGAGAAACAGCUUCAACAGGAGUUACUUCUGAUCCAACAGCAGCAGCAAAUUCAGAAACAGCUUCUGAUAGCGGAGUUCCAGAAGCAGCAUGAGAAUCUAACUCGACAACAUCAGGCCCAACUUCAGGAGCAUAUAAAGUUGCAACAGGAACUUCUUGCCAUUAAACAACAGCAAGAACUCCUAGAAAAGGAGCAGAAAUUGGAGCAACAGAGACAAGAACAAGAGGUGGAGAGACAUCACCGGGAACAGCAGCUUCCUCCUCUCCGAGGCAAAGAAAGAGGCCGAGAAAGGGCAGUAGCAAGUACAGAAGUGAAGCAGAAGCUUCAGGAGUUCCUGUUGAGUAAAUCUGCAACAAAAGACUCUCCAACUAAAGGAAAGAAUCAUUCCAUGAGCCGCCACCCCAAACUCUGGACUGCCCACCAUACCUCACUGGAUCAGAGCUCGCCACCUCUGAGUGGAACCUCUCCAUCCUACAAAUACACCUUACCAGGGGCCCAGGAUGCCAAUGAUGACUUCCCUCUUCGAAAAACCGCCUCCGAGCCCAACUUGAAGGUGCGUUCCAGAUUAAAACAGAAAGUGGCAGAAAGGAGAAGCAGUCCCCUACUCCGGCGAAAGGAUGGAAACGUCAUCACUUCAUUCAAAAAACGAGUGUUUGAGGUGACAGAAUCCUCUGUCAGUAGCAGCUCUCCAGCAUCUGGGCCCAGUUCACCAAGCAAUGGCCCUACUGGAAAUGUAACAGAAAACGAAGCGUCAGUUUUGCCGUCAACUCCUCACGCUGAGCCAAUGGUUUCCCAACAGCGUAUUCUGAUUCAUGAAGAAUCCAUGAACCUACUGAGCCUAUACACCUCCCCUUCUUUGCCUAAUAUUACUUUGGGACUUCCUACAGUGCCCUCCCAGCUCAAUGCUUCCUCUACCCUCAAAGAAAAACAGAAGAGCGAAUCCCAGACACUGAGGCAAGGAGUGACCCUUCCGGGGCAGUUUGGCGGAGGGACCUCAGCUUCCACUGGCCAUUCCCAUGUUGCUUUGGAGGGGAAACCCAAUAGCAGCCACCAGGCUCUGCUGCAACACUUGUUGCUUAAAGAGCAAAUGAGGCAGCAAAAGCUUCUUGUGUCAGGUGGUGUUCCCCUCCAUCCUCAGUCUCCCCUGGCAGCGAAGGAGAGGGUCUCACCCGGCAUCCGCGCAGCUCACAAGUUGCCCCGCCACCGACCGCUAAAUCGAACCCAGUCUGCCCCUUUGCCUCAGAGCACGUUGGCGCAGCUGGUCAUUCAGCAACAGCACCAGCAGUUCUUGGAGAAGCAGAAGCAGUACCAGCAGCAGAUCCACAUGAACAAAAUCCUUUCAAAGUCCAUUGAGCAACUCAAACAACCGGGCGGUCAUCUAGAGGAAGCCGAAGAAGAGCUGCAUGGAGAUCAUCCCAUGCAGGAAGCUCCCUCUAGUGACCUCAGCACCGGGAGCGAAGGCGGCCGAGCCGACGAGGACGAGAGACUAGGACACCCCGCGGGGCCUGUGAAAGUGAAAGAGGAACCGCUGGACAGUGCUGAAGACGCUCAAGUCCAGCAGACGGAAUCUGGGGAGCCGGCUGCUUUUAUGCCACAGGUAAUAGGAAAAGAUUUAGCGCCAGGAUUUGUAAUCAAAGUUAUCAUCUGAGCAUCCGAAGCAUCUCUAGACCUGGGGAAGAGACUCUCGCUCCCUGUCGGUUCGUGGGUUUAGGCCAUUUCAUUUUCCACGGGCUCGGAAUCUCACCGAGGCGGGUGGUUGGUUUUCCGGAAGCACGUUUUAAACCUAGCGGGGCUCAUCCGAGAGGCCACUGAUGAGAAAAUACCUACCUGUUGCACUAAAAUUGUGUUCUAGAAACCCUGGGUUCACGAUAGCCUGUCUUAACCCCGGACUCGAUCGCAUCAGUUACUUCUGGAAAAAAGGAAUUUGCUGUUGGCGUUCGCUCGUUUGUUGAGAUCCGGGAUCGCUGGAUGUGUAGAUUCCAGGUCCGAUCAGUGAAACCUUCUCUAUCAUUUGAUUUUGCCGACACGUCCGGACUUUGACUUUCACCUCUCUGUAUAUAAUGUAUCAUACUGCAGUCUUGAACACUGUUAAGGAUAGUCCUGUUUUUUUCCCCUUUUUUUGAUGUUUUUGUUUAGUAGAAAGGUACUGGAUGAAUACCAGUGGCCCGAGACUUGGGGGUAGAUUAUAACUGAUCACCGUUGGGAAUUCAGACGGGUGUAAAAAGUCAAUGCGAGGCCAGGCACUAUUUUCCAAAGUGCGUCGUCUCUCUCAUUGCACUGCUGAGCUUAUUUUUAUUAGGUGUUAUUUGAUGAUGUUGUCCAUAGUAGAGACAAGAUCAAAUGAAGCAGAUGCAAAUAUUGGCAAGGAAUAAUACACAACGUUCUGUUCGGAUCAGAUAUUAUGCUCUAUCUGUUACUGCUGAAAAACAGGACUGUAUCGUUCUUAUCUGAUAUUCACUCAUGUAUUUAUUUUAGGAAGAAAAAGUUCUAUGAUCAUGAUCACUCUGGUUUCAUCAUUUCCACCAUGAUAAGGAAUGCAUCAUGCCACCAUGGCAAAAGGAAAUGCAGAAUUGUGAAAGUGUUCUAAAAAUGAGGAAAUUCAGGACUAAGGGAAAUGCACUUGUACAUACUGCAUCUUCAUCAGGAGAGCGGUCUGUGAGGCUCAAAACCUGAAUGAGGCUGAGUUGCAGGGGAAGAUGCUGUUUAUUUAAGUCCAUUCUGUGUCAGGUUCCUGCUGUUCUCUGAAAGAAAAGUGAUUCUGUAAGACUGCACAGGAAAUGCUUUAUGGAAACAGGAAGUCCAAGUGAUUCAUGUCCUGAGGAAUGUAGGAAAAAAAAAAAAAAACAACAGAGGAGAGUGUUUUACUCUGUUUUUAAAGGGCACUCUAUGAAUUGAUUUAUUGUCUAAGAAAAUAAUGCAAGUAGGGAAAUUGUUGAGGAAGCUUUUCAGAGGAAUAUUUCCUUCAUUUUCUCUCUUGAUAUGUUUACCUUGUUUUAUAGGUUUACUUUUGUUAAGCUAGUUAAAGGUUCAUUGUAUUCAGCCCCCUUGAAUGUGGAUAAUCCCAAACUGACCAGAAACCCUUGUCAGUUCUUUCUAUUGAAAUAUUUAUAUUUCUAAAUCCAAGGUAUUUUAAGGUGCAGUAUCCUGUUUCAAAAAAAGAUAGCUGCUUUGCCAAAUGUAAGUGUUGUUCUAAUGUAUGUUGUUAGCAUGUGUUGUUUACAUCUUGCUCAGACAUUUUAAAAAUAUUAAAAAUGUGGCAACUGAUAAAGAUACAUUAUCCUUUUUCUUAAAAAAAAGGCUUCAUUCAAAGUUAAACAAGCCAGAAGCUAGAAAAUUGAACACUUUGUCUUAUCUAUGUAAAAGAGGCCUUCUGAAAGUGUUACAUGUCUAAACAGUUUGGGGAAUUAUACUAAGAGGUAGACUUGCCUGUUUUUCCUGCAGGGAGAGAAGCCUUGCAUUCAAAAAUGCAAAGCAUCUAACAGAUGAGUGCAUGUUGUUCUGUCCUGUAUAUUUGUUUUCUUCGAAGUUUCCGUUUAAUCUCAGAAAAAGGAAUAGUGCAUCUUUUAAAAUACAUUUCAUUUGGGGAGGGCGCUAUUGGCAAGCAGACUUUUGUACAGUAUGACUUCGAAGGUGUGUAACCACAAACUACAAAAAAAAUAUUUUUUAUAACGUCAUUUGGGAAAGCUUCAUCAGUACAGUUAGUAGACUUUAAUUUUGUUCGCAUUUGGUAGUCUCUGAAUUUAAUCAAGAAGAUACCUGGACCAGUGCAAAGAAAUACUGGAGUUCAAUCAUAUUUCUAACCGGUAAUUGUCUCUUACAUUUAAAAAAAAAUCUACUGUAUUUAUUAUAAUUUCCACCCUAAGUGGUGGUAUCUUGUUUUGUGUUGUAAAUAUAUUCCGUUUGUAUGUUCCCUUUUUUGCCUUCUGUUAUAAGUCUAUUCUUUUCUCAAAUAAAGGUUUUUUUUUUAACGGA
Molecule: messenger RNA, 4346 nt
Organism: Tachyglossus aculeatus (Australian echidna)
Lineage: Eukaryota; Metazoa; Chordata; Mammalia; Monotremata; Tachyglossidae
Gene: HDAC9
Product: histone deacetylase 9
Exons: 12
Coding region: 250-2022 (590 amino acids)
Biological process (GO): chromatin organization
Cellular component (GO): histone deacetylase complex
Molecular function (GO): histone deacetylase activity
Source: RefSeq, a predicted model, not a curated record